CCGCCCUGCGCCGCCGGAUCCGCAGCGCUUCGCGUCCUGGGACGAGAUGAACGUCCUGGCGCACGGGCUGCUUCAGCUGGGCCACGGGCUGCGCGAACACGUGGAGCACACCCGCGGGCAGCUGGGCGCCCUGGAGCGCCGCUUGGGCGCGUGCGGGGCCGCCUGCCAGGUGCCGGGAGGAUCCGCUGCGCCUCCGCAAGCCCCCGCGCGCGCGGUCGCCAGCGGGGAGGACACAGCUCAAGGCUCAGAACAACAGGAUCGAGCAGCUCUUCCAGAAGGUGGCUCAGCAGCAGCGUCACCUGGAAAAGCAACACCUGAGAAUCCAGAAUCUGCAGAACCAGGUUGGCCUCCUGGCCCCCACACACGGAGACAGUGGAGUGGCCAAGCCUGCCAGAAAGAAGAGGCUACCCAAGAUGGCCCAGCUUGCUGGCCCAGCUCACAAUGCCAGCCAUCCUCACAGGCUGCCUCGAGACUGCCAGGAGCUCUUUGAAGAGGGCGAGAGGCAGAGCGGACUGUUUGAGAUCCAGCCCGAGGGGUCCCCGCCGUUCCUGGUCAACUGCAAGAUGACCUCAGACGGAGGCUGGACAGUGAUUCAGAGACGCCAGGAUGGCUCUGUGGACUUCAAUCGGCCCUGGGAAGCCUACAAGGCGGGCUUCGGGGACCCCCAAGGCGAGUUCUGGCUGGGUCUGGAGAAGAUGCACCGCAUCACUGGGGACCGUGACAGCCAGCUGGCCGUGCAGCUGCAGGACUGGGAGGGCAACGCCGAGUUGCUUCAGUUCCCCGUUCACCUGGGCGGCGAGGACACGGCCUACAGCCUACGGCUCACGGCGCCUGUGGCCAGCAAGCUGGGUGCCACCACUGUCAUGCCCACUGGCCUCUCCCUGCCCUUUUCCACGUGGGACCAGGACCACGACCUCCGUGGGGACAAGAACUGCGCCAAGAGCCUCUCAGGCGGCUGGUGGUUCGGCACCUGCAGUCACUCCAACCUCAAUGGCCAGUACUUCCGCUCCGUCCCUCGGCAGCGGCAGCAGAGGAAGAAGGGCAUCUUCUGGAAGACGUGGCGGGGCCGUUACUACCCGCUGCAGGCCACCACCAUGCUGAUCCAGCCCACAUCGGCCAUAGCGGCCUCCUAGCUCCCUCGCCGGGGCCUCGUUCCAGGCUCCUACCAGACAGUGACUCUGGCUCUGGCCCAAAAUGUGGCUGCGGGGCAGGGGCUCCAAGCAAGGGGACGCUGGAGCCUCGUGGACAGAGAAGAAGCCCAUGGCUGGAGACGCCCCCUUUCCGAGUGGGGGGCUCACGCAUUGCGCCCGGAGAGCAGGGCAGCAGGACAACGCAGACCCCAGAAGCGUGGGACUGCAGGGCAUUGCGUCCCACUCACUCCUCACCCGCUAGAGGAGUUGAGGGACGCGGAGGGACCACUCGGGGCGUCAAGGCCCCGAUGGCAGACUCAGUCACAUUGACUGGCUGGUGGACUGGGGCUCCCGGGGGCUCCGGGGGCCCUCAUGGUGCUGUUGUGUGUGGGUGCUGUGGCUAGCUGGCGCCGAUGGCGACCGGGCGGAGCUCACAGAGUUCUUGGAAUAAAAAAAGCAACCUCAGAACAUUU
This is a messenger RNA of Tupaia belangeri chinensis (Chinese tree shrew), 1603 nucleotides long. It is a transcript of the gene ANGPTL4, whose product is annotated as angiopoietin like 4. Gene Ontology annotation, biological process: blood coagulation. Lineage: Eukaryota; Metazoa; Chordata; Mammalia; Scandentia; Tupaiidae. The record is from RefSeq and is a predicted model, not a curated record.